Phaeoacremonium minimum UCRPA7 is the source of this 981-nucleotide messenger RNA. RefSeq lists its product as hypothetical. The coding region runs from base 1 to 981 and encodes 326 amino acids. Lineage: Eukaryota; Fungi; Ascomycota; Sordariomycetes; Togniniales; Togniniaceae. The record is from RefSeq and is a predicted model, not a curated record. The transcript has 2 exons.
AUGUCCCAAAGCAACUAUGUCGGCGUAAACAUCCCGAGCAUUAGUCAGACAUUCGGCGGCAGCGCCUCGGCCAGCUGGAGAGAUGACUUCCACCUGCGUGCCGCCGCCGAUGCAUCCCGGCCGCCUGCCAUCCUCAGCUGGCGUCCGCACCAGAGCAGCUUCAGCCCAAUCCCGAAGGAGCAAGCUCAGAGACAGUCUCUUCCGAAGCUGUGGGACGUUGUAGGCCCGAAGGAGAACCUGAUAGCCAGACCGAAAGAGCCCGAACGGGCUGUCACACCUCCCAAGCUCCGCGUACCGCUCUCUCCCGCGCCAGCAUCUCGAGCAAACCAGGCUAUCAGGGCAGCGCCGAUCGUGGAUCUGACACACUCGAGAAAGCGAAAAUCGGAUGACUUUAGAGAGGUCUCAAAUUGGGUGAACGAUCCGUACAGCAACCCGUGGAUGCCUGCGGAGCGUGAGGUGUCGCGGCUCCCACCAGCAAAGAGAUACAAGAAGAUCGACACGGGCGCCAGAUCUGUUGCCUCCACCUCCCGGACGGUAACUGGGCAAGAUCCGUUAGAUGUGUCUGGCAUCCGCUUGGCCGGCGAGGAGAAGGACGGUGUGGAAGUCUUUGACACCUGCGACACAGUCCGGAGGAAGAUCCGCGCCUUCUUGAGAAACUCGGGUAUCACUCAAGCGGCCUUCCUUCGCGCUCUAGCUCAGACAUUCAGCGAUGGCCGCAAGCUACAGGGGGCCCAGCUGAACCGUUUCCUGAGUCUCAGCGGCCCCACUGCAGGGAACACGAGCGGUAUCUUCUAUGCGGCAUACGUUUUCUUCGAGAAGGUCCGCAUCCGGGACGGCAAGCCCAAGAGCACCGAUCGUCUCGAGAUGGAGCGGAUCCACCCGAGCGGGAUGAACACGACCGAGAUUAGGAAUUACUUCCUCACGAUACACAAGGACGAGCAAAUGGUGGAGGAUAAGUUCGGGAGGAUCAAGUUCAUAUAA